CUGAUCCGCAUCACGGAACCCUGGCCGAGGAGGACGCGCUAUAUAUCCCAUACAGCGCCCGCCGACAUUCCUCCUCUUCGACGCGAUCGCCAUGGCCGACAUACCGUAUCACCACGCCCAAUUCUAUCCAGCGCCGCAAAUAGGGCAUCCCUACCAUCCCAGCCUCCAAGGUCCCGUCCAUGUGCCACCCUCCGGCCGCAUUGAGACCGUUAUACCUCAACGGAAGCGACCGAAAUAUACGCGGAGCAAGACAGGAUGUAUGACAUGUCGAAUCAAAAAAGUCAAGUGUGACGAGACCAAACCGAGUUGUCUCCGGUGUCAGAAUGGUCAAAGAGACUGCACAUGGCCAGAGACGGUAAACUUACGCAAGAAGACUGGCGUCAAGCAGGAACCGUUGGACCCCAGGACUUCGCCAACCGACUCGCUCGACAGGCUCUCGGACAUGUCCGCUCCGUCGACGCGGGAGCCUUCGCCGUACCAAAGAGAAGAUCAACUUGCUUUGCCUCCCUUGGGCGGUCGACGGCACAGCGACUCGAUGCAAUACCUCCCGCCGCCCGCUCCUCCGGACAAUGGCCUUGGUCGCCGCUCAACUAUCCCGCAUCUGGCACAUGGUCCUCCCACUUACGCCCCUGCGCAUCCGGCUGCCACUUCAAGCGGUUUGCCAAUGAUACCACCGGAGAUGCAGCACCAAUACCAUUCACAAAUGCGGUAUGAACCUGAAUACCAGAACAUGACACACAUGAUCACCAUCCUCACCAUCCUCACCUUCACCACUCCAGUCCACACCACAACAAUCCUCACCACCCCGGCCCUCAUCAACCCCAGCCUCACCACCCGCUCCCGGCAGUUUCCAUUAGUCAAUGGACUUCAGGCGUUUCACCGCUGGCGCCUCCUGACUCCUACUAUGAGCCUGCACACAACAGACAAAUGCCCGAGCAGCCUACAGCCACGGUCUAUGCUCGCCCUAGAUACCAGUAAUGGCUUACUCACGGCGUAA
Molecule: messenger RNA, 997 nt
Organism: Punctularia strigosozonata HHB-11173 SS5
Lineage: Eukaryota; Fungi; Basidiomycota; Agaricomycetes; Corticiales; Punctulariaceae
Exons: 8
Coding region: 92-997 (301 amino acids)
Biological process (GO): positive regulation of transcription by RNA polymerase II
Cellular component (GO): nucleus
Molecular function (GO): zinc ion binding; transcription cis-regulatory region binding; DNA-binding transcription factor activity, RNA polymerase II-specific
Source: RefSeq, a predicted model, not a curated record